Olea europaea var. sylvestris is the source of this 2167-nucleotide messenger RNA. RefSeq lists its product as uncharacterized. The coding region runs from base 687 to 1778 and encodes 363 amino acids. The record is from RefSeq and is a predicted model, not a curated record. Lineage: Eukaryota; Viridiplantae; Streptophyta; Magnoliopsida; Lamiales; Oleaceae. The transcript has 2 exons.
UGCCUCCCAUUUUGUCCCACUUUUGUCAUGUGACCUGUUCUACCAGUGUCAUGUGUUAACUUUGCGAACUUCGUGAAGGGUUAUCACAUUGUUUUUGUAUAGAUCAGCGAUGGAAAUGGGAUUCUUUGAGUAUGAGAUGUGUCAAUAGUGUUUUGAUUUUGUGGGUUGGUGUUGAAUGUUGAAAAAAACGUGGAGAUUUAUGAUGAUUUUCAUUUUUGUUUGAUGUUUAUAUUGAAAUGUUUUUGCUUUAGAUCUGAAUAGCAUUCUUGAAAGAAAUCAUAAAAACCCAAAUGCUAAAAUUUUUGAUUGGUGGAUUAUUUGGAAUUUAUUGGUUGUUGGGAUUUUGAAUACGACGUCGCGCCACUCUCCUUCUUGCUCUGAAUUUUCACAUCUCUUCACCACCUGCUGCUGCUCAUAUCUUAUUUUCACAGUGCACUUCUCUCAAUCCUUCAUAAAAGUUCAAGGAUUUCAUGCCAGUAAGGCAGUAACAAACAAGAAAUUCUAGAGAUGAAUCGACUGGCAAAAAAUUGGGAGAUUUACCCUAUCCAUUUGUUGUUUCUUCCCUAAAUGCUGAAAUUCUUGAUUGGUGGGUUAUUUGAAAUUUAAAGGCUGUUGGGGUUUUGAUUCCAUUUCUUUACUCAACUUUGAUAUUAUUGAGGUUUUCUUGCCAAAGAACUUUAUGAAAAAUGGAAGUAUCAAGUGGAUUGAGUCCAAGAGUCAACCCGGUUGGAUUGUAUAAAGAACAAGAAGAGAAUAAUGCAGGACCAGAUCUUCAAAACUUUGGAUUGGACUCAGUUGAGUAUGUUAUUCGAUCUGAUCACCAUUUUCAUUCAAUGAAUGCACUGGAAAUUCUGAGGGAAACAGUGAGAAUUCUUCGGUAUAAUUCAACGGGUUUUAUGGCAAUUGCAGCAUUGCUAAUAUGCCCUGUAACGGCAGUGCUCUUGUCGAAUGUGCUGGUCAAUCAAUCCCUUGUGAAGAGGCUGACCAUAAGGUUGUUGCUAGUUGCAAAGUCCAGUGGACUCCCUCUUAGGCCUUUUAUCAAACAGUCAUGCCAAAAGUUUGCGGAAAUGACAAUUUCUGCCAUAAUGUGUUUCCCUUUGUUUGUUACAGUGUCGUUAUUAUCAAAGGCUGCUGUGGUUUACUCGGUUGACUGUACUUACUCGAGGAAAAGAUUUGAUUCUUCAAAGUUCUACGUGAUUGCUUCAAAGAUUUGGAAGCGCAUUUUUGUGACGUACUUGUGGGUGUGUAUGGUGAUUGCUGGUUGCCUCACAUUGUUCCUUGUGCUUCUGGUUGUGGUGAGCAGCACGUUUUCAAUUAUGGGAUUUCCAUCAGAUUUGAUUUUGUAUCCUGCAAUGGUAGUAGGAUUGAUUUUCUCCAUAAUUUUGGCAAAUGCUAUCAUUAUAUGCAACAUUUCUAUUGUCAUCUCAGUUUUGGAGGAUGUUUCAGGGCCACAGGCAUUGCUGAGAUCGAGUUCUUUAAUUAAGGGGCAGACCCAAGUUGGUCUAUUGAUAUUUCUUGGAUCGACAAUAGGGAUGGCUUUUGUGGAAGGUCUUUUCGAGCAUCGGGUAAAGACACUAAGCUAUGGAGAUGGUUCUUCAAGGAUAUGGGAAGGGCCCCUUUUAGUAGUAUUGUACUCAUUUGUGGUGCUUAUCGACUCAAUGAUGAGUGCCGUUUUCUACUUCAGUUGUAAAUCUUACCGUAUGGAAUCUGCAGAUGUAGAAAGCCAACCGGUUUUAGAAGCCCUGGCUAUUUCAUCCGGAUCAGCUGAUGUUCAAUAGCAUCCUCUUGGAUUCCAUUUGUGGUCUGUAAAGCUACUUCAGCUUGUUGAAGAAAGAUAGGAACGAUGUCGAAAGCUCGAGUCCUGAUUUUAUUUUUGUGCUCCAGUACCACCAAUAAGGAAAUGUACGUGUAAACCUUCUCAACAAUGUAACAGAUAGCUUUUUAUUAAAGGGGCUAGCUCCAUGUAGCUUCCGUUCGUUGUUAGUCAUGUUAUCAUAAAGUAUCAGUGAUUGCAAACACAGAAACAGAAGAAUGAAAAAGAUUCUGAAAGUUUGAUAAUUGGAUCAUUCAGAAUACUGUCCCGGGUAGCAUUUUGAAAGUUACCGUCACAUACUUUGUAUUGCUUUUUUUAUCACUUGUAUUCAAUACGGAUCACUAUUUUCUUUCA